GCUGGUUGAAAAAAAAUCGACGAACUUUUUCUCUAGUAAUAUAUUUUGCAAUUUUGAUUAUACCUGAAUUGGGAAGGCAAAGAUUUUCUGUAUAAAUUGUCUCGCCAUAAACAUAACGAACCCGUUAAGUUCUGUUUGUUAGUAAGGAAAAUGGUAUUCGUCCGACCGAUGUUGAGUUCGGCUCGUCGUAUUCCUAUGAUCAAAUUUCGAAAAGGCGGUCCAUAUUUAGAUAGCGGUAACACCGGACACCAAACGGCCGCCGCUGCAGGUGCACCAAUAACAGCACAAACUAGAUCUGUUUCUUCGGGUGAGGCCAUUGAGGAAUGGCAGCUGCCGGCUCGGUAUCGAAGAAAACCAAUUGAUAUCGUCGAGAUGGAAUGGAUCAAUCGUGGAGGACCUCCACUCUAGAAUGUGGAUCAGCAGUGUCGAAAGAUGGAGCUAUUAUAGAUCCUAGUCAUAUAAAGGCAAAUAAUUGCCCACAUUUAUCAUUGUCAUUCUUGUUAUCAUAACAGCAUUUCUCAUUGAUGCGCUCGCGAAACUCGAUGUCUAUUUUGAGGCUGGAACGAACAGUGGUACUGAGAGUAAAUUUUGAAUAUCAACGAAGGUGCUGAAAUAAAACUUUAUUAAAGUCGAAAUUAAGUAUUCUCAAAUAAACCUUUCGUUCGAAA
Messenger RNA from Malaya genurostris, 668 nucleotides. RefSeq lists its product as uncharacterized. Lineage: Eukaryota; Metazoa; Arthropoda; Insecta; Diptera; Culicidae. Gene Ontology annotation, biological process: 2-oxoglutarate metabolic process. The transcript is spliced from 2 exons. The record is from RefSeq and is a predicted model, not a curated record. Bases 151 to 408 code for a protein of 85 amino acids.